Messenger RNA from Solenopsis invicta (red fire ant), 4033 nucleotides. It is a transcript of the gene Rtf1, whose product is annotated as RNA polymerase-associated protein Rtf1. Lineage: Eukaryota; Metazoa; Arthropoda; Insecta; Hymenoptera; Formicidae. Gene Ontology annotation, molecular function: RNA polymerase II C-terminal domain phosphoserine binding; DNA binding. Gene Ontology annotation, cellular component: Cdc73/Paf1 complex. Bases 200 to 2290 code for a protein of 696 amino acids. The record is from RefSeq and is a predicted model, not a curated record. The transcript has 7 exons.
GUUAUAGGAAAAAGGCCGCCGUGGCCGCUCUGAGGUUCCUCUCUGCCCGUUGUCUUUACAUCCCGUUCGUGGUGCAUUAUUGUAUUUCUGUUUUCGGUACGCUUUACUGAAAUCUGGGAUCGACCGAUCUCCCGUGCUCGCGUCGUAUGAGGUACGGUGAAGUUUUAUCAUUCACGUUCUCCAUCGACGCGCCGCUAGAAUGCCGAAAAGGAAGCAUCAGGCCCUCAUAGAUUCCGACAGCGGGAGCGCGUCGGAGAGCGGUUCGGAUCUGGAUAAUGACCUGUUGUCAUUGGCAAAGAAAAAGAAAGGAAAGUCCCAGGAUGAUUCACAAUCAAAUGAGGAUAAUGGAUCUGUUAAGAAGGAUGUCAAACAUGAAUCAGAUAUGUCAGAUUCUGAUGACAACUGGAAUAACAAAUCUGGGAAAACAAAGAAGAAAAAAGCACCAUCGAAGAGAAGCAAGCGAAAGAUGACAAAAUCCAGUUCAGAGGACAGUGCCAGUGAGAAGGAAUCAGCUAAACAGCUUUCAGAGCCAGAAGAAGGUGAGGUAUCAGAUUCAGAUCCAAGUGGUUCCAGCUCCAGCCAAGAAGAAUUCAAUGAUGGCUAUGAUGAUAAACUUAUGGGAGAUGCGGAGGAUCAAGCUAGACUUGCACAAAUGACUGAGAAAGAACGCGAACAAGAAAUUUUUAAACGAAUUGAACAACGUGAAAUUAUGAAGACAAGAUUCGAAAUCGAGAAAAAGUUGAGAAUGGCCAAGAAACAAGAGUUGAAAAAACAAAAGGAAUCGAAAAAGAAGGAGAAGGGUAUUGAAGAGAGACAGAAAAUAGAUCGAGCACCGGAUCCUAAAGAGAGAAGUAAAGAUCGCAAGAAGACGAUAGAAGAAAAGCAGGAUAAAAAGUUUCAUGCGAUGUCAUUGCUCAAAGCUAGACGUGAAGAAAAGAAAGAACGAGAGGAAAAAGAGAAACAGAGGAUAGAGCAGCAGCAACAACAAUCGAAAGAUAUGGAGGAAGAAGAAUUGGAAGACGAUCAUAAAGGUGGUGCAAACAAAACAAAACUUAAGGCAUCCGAUAUAUAUUCCGAUGACAGUGGUUCAUCAGAUAGCGGAGAGGAAGAAGAAGCUAAACAAACAUCUCAACGCAGAUCGUCUUCGAGCGAUAGUCGCGAUUCAGAUUCCGACAAUGAUAAAAAAUCAAUCACUAGUAACAAAGCUAGACCCAAGAAGCCAGUGUAUAUCAGUACUAAGGAAGAUCUAAACAAAAUUCGAUUGUCUCGUCAUAAGAUGGAAAGAUUCGUUCACUUACCUUUCUUUGACAGAGUGGUACAAGGUUGCUUUGUCAGAAUAGGAAUCGGCAAUAAUAACGGUAAACCUGUCUAUAGAGUAGCUGAGAUAAGCGGAGUGUGCGAGACAGGGAAGAUUUAUCAACUUGGCGGUACGAGGACGAAUAAGGGAUUGAAAUUGCGUCAUGGUGCGCAGGAACGAGUAUUCAGGUUAGAAUUUGUCUCGAAUCAGGAAUUCACUGAUUCCGAGUUUUUCAAGUGGAAGGAAACUUGUGCGCUACAAGGAAUAUCUACGCCUACAUUUGACGAAGUGGAGCAAAAAUUGAAAGAUAUUAAGGAAGCAAUGGUAUAUGAAUUCAAAGAGGAGGACAUAGAAAAGAUAGUACGCGAAAAGGAGAGGUUCAAACAGACUCCUUACAACUAUGCAAUGAAAAAAGCGCAGCUGAUGAGAGAUCGCGAUGCGGCUAAUUGCAGGGGAGAUGACGAGACAGCUAGUCGGCUUAAUCAAGAAUUAAGUGAAUUGGAAGAGCGCGCAUCAGAACUGGAUAAAAUGCGUACAGCAACAAUUUCCAGUAUAUCAUACAUAAAUGAUCGCAACAGAAAGAAGAAUGUGGAGGAAGCUGAGAAAGCUAUAAUGGAAGAACUGAAGGCUAACAAGGGUAAGAAGAUCGAUGACCCGUUUACCAGACGAAGUACUAAACCGAGAAUGGUGUACAAGCCAGAAGAUGACUCUGAAAUGGUAGCAACAGUUCCAGUGAAUGAUAAAUUGAAUCCUCAUCCUGCUGGAGAUUCAAUGUCUGCUGCUGAUAAGGAAAAUGGACAAGAAUCCAAGAAGAAGCAAAGCACAGAAGACCUAUUUAACGCUCAUGAUUUUGAUAUAACAAUCGAUUUGGAAGUUCCUAUUCCAAGCAAUCCCGUUAGUGUUUUACCGAAGCCCAUUAAUAAUAUCAAGGAUACAGGACCCCGUCGAUCGUUAAAUCUAGAAGAUUACAAAAAGAAACGCGGUCUUAUCUAACAGUUCAUACGUCUUAAGUAUUAUAAAGAUGUGAUAAGUUGUCGAGGUUGUCUUGUAGUAAUUAAAGAUAUCGCCUCAUCUAUCGAAUGCUCCGUUUAAUGACAAAAACAGGUAUACAUUCUUGUAAUUAUUGACUGACAGUUUAAAUUAUUUGACACUCACAAUGUUACGACUGAUGGCGAAAUCAUCUGUUUAAUACAUUGAAUGUGAUAACAGUUUGCUAAUUUUAUGCACGAAGAUUAACUAGUAUUGUAUUAUAGUUAACUUAAUAAGUAAAGGAAUUAACGAAACAAAUGAUAUGAUACUUAAUGGCUUUCAGAAUUUUAUAACAUAACGUUAUAUUAACGACUUUAUCCGCGUAUGGGAUAAUUUAUGUGAGAUAGAUUGAAAUCAUUGCUGUGAUUUAUCCAGACGUGUCUUAUAUUUCAGAAGAAAUCUUCCGCGAUGCUUUAAUUUAUUUACUUGCUAUAUGAAGACAGAAUUCUUAAUUAUCACUAGCGUUCAUCGUGACAUUCAACGUAUUAUUACAGAUGGUUUUAAGAAGGUCCCAACGAAUCGGUUCCUAUUGUGUACUCCAAAUAGCAACAUUGCCAUUGUCGAAUGGAAAAUUAUAAUUACAUACAUAAUAAUUGAAUAGAACAAUUGUUUGAUAAUGAGAGUACUUAUAAAAUAAGGUUUAUUACUAAGUACUGUAAAAAGAAUAUAAUCUUACAUUUUAUUAUACAGCUUCCAAUAUUGUACACGUGAGAUAACCAUAUAUCUCAUACUUAAAUGAAAAAGAAAGAGAAAAAGAGGAAAAAGACGCGUUUGUAUUAAAUAAUGAAGUUAUUUGCCAAAUUCUUAUAACGGAAAUAUUAUUUGUAUAACUCUGAUUACAUAGGAGUUUAUGUUGUACAUGAUAGAAUAAAAAUCUUACUAAAGGCCAUGUUAACAGAAAAUGGAAUACAUGUAAUUAACGUUAACAGUAUAACAGUGUUAUAUCAAGAUAUACUUAUAUCUCUUAAUUGCACAUAUUUUGUACAUCAUACUGCUCGUAUAUUGUUCAUUGAUGUACAGUAUAUUGUGAUUUUAACAUCACUUUCAAUUAAUUACUCAUAUACUUUCAAUAUUUUCUAUUGAGACAAAAACUGUAUAUAAAUAUUUGGACGUUUUGAAAUUAUUUUUAUUUUAGUUUGAAAUUUUAGAUGUUAAUGCAAUAGUUAAUAAAAUAUUUUUAGCAGUAUCGAUUUUCUUGUUUGAGUAUUUAACAAGCUAAUUAAAAAUAGGUUAAUAUACUGCCUAUUGCUUACUUGUUUUUUUAUUACUUUAACACCGACGAAAAAAGAUUGUGUGAAAAGUAUAAAAUAUGAUUAGUAAAUUGCAAGUAUGGCAUAUUUACGAUUUUAUAGUUGUAUUUAUCAUUGUGACAAAAAAAUAUGUACAAAAGAAUAUUGCAUCAUAUUAUAUUAUAUUGCAGCAAAGCAUCUUUACUGUGUCUACAUUUCUUUUACUGAAAUUUGUACAUAUGUGUAUUUAGGGAUGUGUUUAAGCAUGGAUAAGAAACUUAGGAUUUUUCUUCUAAUCGUUUAGUAAGCUAUUAUUUUUCUGACCUAGGAUAUCUUCAAGAAAUCGUAAUUGUGUAGCCAUCAGUAAAUAUUGUAAAACUGUAGAAAGCAGUUCUUGUAUUUGUGUAAUAUAUUAUUUGUAUGAAACGUACGAAGGAUUAGCACGCUGAGUGCUGAAAUAAUAGACACAUAAUAUUUA